AUGGCCGAGAUCACGACACUAGACGCCCUGCAGGCCCUGCACCGCGAGCUGUUGACGCUGAGCAGCGGUGGGGGAAGCGACUCCGACAACCUGAGCAACGAUCUGCUAUUCGAAAUCUUUGAGAAGGAGCUGGCGGCGAUAUGGGAGCGUCCCAAGAAGAGCGACAAGAGCCGUGCCACGGUCAAGACCGGCAAGGUCUCUGUUGACGGCAGCCAGUACUCGCUCAACGACAAGUUCCAGCAGGAUGUAUUUGCGCUAUCUGACGAAAUAGACCUCGACGAGGUGGAGGCCGUCCGCUAUCUCCUCGAUUCCCAAGACGACGUCUCUGUCAUGGGCCGAUCGCUUCUCGAGUGCGCCGUGAUCCGCUUCCAUCAGCAGCGGAAGUACGUUCUCGACUCGUUCAGGCUGUUUCUGGAGCUGAACAACAUGGACUACGACGGAGAAGAACCGAGCGCGUUGGAGACGAUCAAAGCCUAUCGACUUGCGACGCGAUGCCUACGCGCGAUGGGGGAAAUCAAGACUUGGCUGCAGCGGCUGGGAGAGAAACUGACGGCGGCGCAGACUCUGGGGACUGUUCCCACGGAUGAGCUUCCAGAGGAGCUGGAGACUGUCGAGUUCUCGCGCGUCAGCCUGAUUCAGCAGCACGAAGCUCUGGGUGUCAUCCUGUGCGAGUGCGUGGACAAGGGGCAGGCCGAAACGGCAGACUUUCUGGAGUUCAUUUCUGUCCUGAAGAGAUGGGAUAAAUACGACACAUUGCUUGUCCACCUCGUUCCGGCAAUCGGCGCAUACAUGUCGGUCUUUGCAUCGUCCGAAGGCGGCUACGACUUGAGGCAAGGCAGAGAGCUUAACAGCAAAAUCUUCCCUCCCGCAGACGACUCGACCUGGCCACUUCCGUUCUUACACGCCACCGUUCGUGCUUGGUGGCUUGCAGAGUACAGUGGGUGGUAUCUGGACGAUCCUCCUGAAUCUGCGAUUCCGCCAGGCACCGACCUUGACCGAGAGGAUCGCCAGAGGUCCAAGCAAUUCAUAGACUCCUUGAAAGAUGGCGCGUUCGAUUUCAUGCUCUCGGUGGCUGGAGAUGUCCGCUCUCCGGACUGGCACGACUCUGUUCGCGCCGGCAUGCGCAAGUGGCUACAACGAAAAUCAUCACCACUGGUCUCCGAGCGAACCCAGUUUUCCAGCUUCUUUCAGCUGUGCUUAAUGUCGCAGUUUGAAGUCUUUGUCGACGCGUUCAUCACCAAUUUACCCGACGUCCUGCGGAAGCUCCGGGUGGAGGAAGACGAGCAGCGCCAACUCAGCCAAACGCACGAGCAAGACCUAGAUCUGGAGAGGUUUCUGUUGAUAAUCGCAUAUGCCUAUGAGGGCCGACCAGAUGCCGCUGCAAACUUCUGGCAAGACCCAGACAGCAACCUCGCUGGGUUCAUGCAUUGGGCCUCUCGGAGAGCCUCGACACCUUUGGUUGCGGCAUUCUGCGAGAUGCUCCAAGCAAUUUCCGUAAACGACGAGUGCGCCACAGCUGCGCACGAGUUCCUCCUGGACGAAGGCCAUCACUCAUCCGGCAAGAUGAGAAGGACUCAAUCUCUGACCUGGACUCAGAUUUUCAAGGAGCUCGACUUCUUCUCGGACAAGAUCAGGCAAAAGCCCAUUCAAACGCAGUCGGUAAGAUUUCGUGGUGGCAAGCUCUCCGCGGAUGUUAUAGAAACCGAACCCGAGUCGUCUAUGAUGUUGGAGUGCUACUUGCGUCUCAUAACCAAGUUGGCGAGCGAGAGCGAGACUACGAGACACUUUUUACUGCUAAACUCUGGUUACAACCUGGUCGACAUGCUGUACGAGCUGGCCAGCAGCCCCAUUCCUUCUCAGCUACGCGGUUGCGUCUUUCUCGCACUGAGAGCUCUGAUAAGCCGCAAGAGUCUUCAGGAGAAUCACGCAAUGUGGAGAUGUCUGGAGAACUGGAUCUCAGGCGGCUACGUCGGUGCUGCCACGGGCACGCUUCGACCGCCACAGCCGGCACCUCUAGUGUCAAUGGACCGCAUCUUUGAUGAGAUGAGCAACGGCUUUGAGGACCCUGAGUCCUUCAUCAAGCUCUUACUUGAGCUGGUCACCCCAGCAAGCGAUGCCAGUCCUCUGAACGACGGUCUGCCAUUCCCGGAAAACCUCGGUGCCAGCUCUCGAGCGCCUGGCAUCGAAGUCUACGUCGACUUUGUCAUUGGCCUUGUCUUCUCGUCAAAGAUUCAGGAGCUGCAAGAUGUUCAUCAAAUAAGGGUCCUCCGGCUUAGUUGCUUGGAGUUUAUCCUUGCUUGCCUCACCACUUUCAACGAGGAUCUAUUGGUGUUGGCGAACGAGACGAACAUUGCCAUCGAUUCCCUCGUCUCGACAACGGAUUUGGCGACAUACGUCAGAAUGCAUCCCUUUGCACGCGUCAUGGAGUGGAUGUUUAACGACAGAGUGAUGUCGGCCCUCUUCAACACCAUUCACCAGAAGUCUAUCGAUAUUGGCAACGCGACUCCGGACUCACCACUCAUCUUGGGCGUGCUGCGUGCGGUAGAGGUCAUCACAAAAGUCCUUGAUCUUGAAACGACCUAUCUUGACCUCGUGCGUCCGCUCAUCAAGAGCCAAGCCGGCCCGCGAAGACACCCCGUAGCGAAUGCUGCCUAUGCCUCGUUCCAAGAUGGGUUGGUGACGAGACUGAACCUGGUGGUGGACCUCGGAAAAUACUGCGGCGUAGGUCACCCUGACCUGACUUUGGCCUGCCUCAAGCUGUUGGAGAAGAUGGCUUCGUCAUCCAAGAUCACGGCUGCCUGGUCGGGGACGAAUCGACAUGCCCAUCGAAACAAGGCGAUUGUUGCUAUGGAAGCGAAUGGAGAGCACGAGGGCAUAUCACGAGCAUUCAUCGCCGAGGUGAUGGCGCCCCUUGAGCCAGCAAGCGGAGCAGACUCCCCCCUCUACACUACCAAGGUUUACAUCUUGGACUUUCUAUAUCAAUGUCUUCGGACGACGCCAAAGGAGCCCACCAUCGCGCAUUUGCUGCUGGGAUUCAAGUGCGGGCUGGAUUCGCUUUCGAUUGAAGUCAAUAGCGCGUUUGCCUCUCGCACGUCAUUAUUUCACACUGUCCUGGGGCUUUUGCUAGAGUCUCCCUCCAGCGAUGCUGUUGGCAUAAGACAGUGGUUAAUUGGCAUCAAGUCCCGUGUGAUGCGCAUAUUACACAUUCUUUGGAGCUCGCCGCUGUCAUCAGCAAUCGUUGUUCGAGAGCUUCGCGAGAACGAGCUUCUAUUCCACCUUCUUACCCGCGAAACAGUUAUCCAUCCCGACCUCUCCUGGGAAGGCCAAAACGUCGGAAACGCGCAGUUCCCGAUGACCGAUGGAGCGGUCACGCUAAUUGACUUCCUGACGCUUCGGAGUAUGACUUUGGAAUACAUCGCCAUGGAGCUCUGCAAGAUAGCUCAGGGGCGUAUGCCUGGUGUCAAGAGACGAAUCUUUGAUGCCCUCAACGGCCAAAUUGUCCUAGAGGGCAAUGAAACGAUUCAAACCCCGACCGUCUUUGACCUGUUCGAUUUCCUUCUGCCGGACGGAUUCUGGGAGAUCCCGCCGCCAUCGAUCCAGUUCUACAAGGAUCUGGAUCUCUCUGCCUGUCUAGAGAAGGACGAUGAUGGCAACCCGAUCUACAACCUUGACCGCGUGAGGGAGAUUCUCCUUUUGAAGAGAGGAGAAGCGCAACAGAGCGCGGUCAUUGCGGCUAAUGACAUGGCACUUAUCGAGAGGGAAGAGGUGCUGAUUCUGGAGUACCUUGUGUCCUGCGACAGACAAAAGCAGAUUUCGGCACAGUGUCUCCGGGUUCUGCGGUCCUGGAUCAAGGUGCUGCUGGUCAUGGUUGAAUCUUGUGACUACAGAGGCGCGGCGCAGACGUCAUUCUUCCUUCAAGCGUUGCAGGCCAUUUUGCCAAGCCUGGAAAUGUUCGCCUCAGAACGUCCGGAUGAAGCCCUGGAGCUGGCCAAGCUGGCAAGGGUCCUGCUCUUUAAGAUGGACCUGUCGCCUUUGCCCACUGAAGACAAGAGCAGUAGCGCCAUUGGCAACCUGGUCAGCGACAAGCUGUACCAGCUCUUCCAGAUAUGCCUCCAGGCCAUUGGCAAGUGGGCAGGCUCUCCCGAGUUGAGAGCUGUUUACUAUGAAAUCUGCUAUCGGUAUCUGACUGGCAUGUCUGAAGAACAAGGACCACUGACGGCUAGCCGCCCGAAGACGUUCAAGACAGUACAGGUAUACGGAGAGCGACUGCUCAACGUCGUUUGCGAUGAUGCCUACUGCGGAGAGCCCGCGUGCCAAACGGCGGCCCUCAUCUUCCUGGGGGCGUUGGUUCACAUGGACAGCCAACAGCGAGAGAGCUAUAUUGUUGAGACGCUUAACAAGCUGAACUUUAUCGGCAUUCUCAUUGACUCUUUACGGAACAUUAUGAAGGAAUGGCAUGAUAUCUUUGCAUCCAACAACACCGACCAGAAAAACUUCCAAAACGCCCGCCUCGCCAUCAUCCUCCAGCUGGCCCAGUCCCGCAUCGGCGCCAAGUACAUCCUCCACGCCAACCUGUUCCGCACCCUGGAACACUCCGGCCUCUUUGCCGCGGACCCCGAGCUGCAGACCAACCCGGCGAACCCUCGAGCCCUGGAGCAGCAUUACGACCUGCUCGCACGCGUCGUGCGCAUCAUUGGCGCCGCCAUUCUGAGCCGCGGCAACAACAACGUGGCCCAGGGACGCAAGUUCCUGACGGAUCACCGCAUGCUCGUGAGCCAUGCCUUGAAGCGCAGCGCCGGCAUCGGCGCAGGCAAGGAGGACCAGCGCCUGGAGGAGCGCAUCGAAGAUCUUGCUGAUGCGCUGGUGGUUGUUAUUGCUGCCACGAGCUUCCUGGAUUUUGAAAAUGACAUUUUACCUGAGCCUAAACAGCAUGACCAGCCGCUGUUCCAUUGA
Trichoderma reesei QM6a is the source of this 4953-nucleotide messenger RNA. RefSeq lists its product as uncharacterized. Gene Ontology annotation, biological process: nuclear pore organization. Gene Ontology annotation, cellular component: nuclear pore inner ring; nuclear pore. The record is from RefSeq and is a predicted model, not a curated record. The coding region runs from base 1 to 4953 and encodes 1650 amino acids. NCBI's taxonomy places the organism in Eukaryota, Fungi, Ascomycota, Sordariomycetes, Hypocreales, Hypocreaceae. The transcript has 7 exons. Gene Ontology annotation, molecular function: structural constituent of nuclear pore.